Paramecium pentaurelia is the source of this 894-nucleotide messenger RNA. NCBI's taxonomy places the organism in Eukaryota, Ciliophora, Oligohymenophorea, Peniculida, Parameciidae. The record is from the annotation of a GenBank genome assembly.
UAUGAGUAAUCAUCCUGCCUCAACAAAACCUCUCUCAAAACCAGCACCAGCACCAUAACAUCCUAUUGCCUAUUCACCACCAAGAACAUAUGCACAACCAAUGCCAUUUGCAAGUCCUUCAUAUCUACCUUUUUAACAAUCUUUUGUUGGUGCCCCUGUUUAAUAUCCAUAACCAGUAGCUGUUCAACCAGUAGCUAUUCAACCAGUAGCUGUUCAACCAGUAGCUGUUUAACCAGUUGCUGUUUAACCAGCCUAAUAAGUCAUAAAAGGAGAAAGCAGAAUUGAGUAAUAAUCUUAUUUAGAUAUAUUUUAGAUAUAUUCCCUAUGAAAAAUCAGUUAUUGAAUAUGAAGAAGUCAGAUAAAAAAUCUAAGUUCCAAGAGAAAAGUAUGUGACAGAAUACUAAGCUGUUGAAUAUUAGACUGAAUAUAUUCCAUAAGUAUUCUAUGAUAAAGUUACAGGUAUAUAAAUAAAUAAUCAUCAUUAGAAUAUGUUCCUGUUGAUAAAUUUUAAGAUAGAGUAGAAUAUUAUCCAGUUGAAAGAUAAGUAGUUCAUCAACCUGUUCAAUAAGUAGUAGCAUAACCAGUUGUUUAAUCUGUUGUUCAAUAAGUUCCUUAAUAUUUUGCUCCAGUAUAACCAGUUGUUUAACCAGUUUUCUAACAACCUUAAAUUUAAUAUGCUCCUUAUGUCCAACCUAAUUUUAUGCCUUCAAGAAUUGCUCCUGUUUCAUAUGCUCCCCAAUCAUCUUAUGGCCCUCCAAUAUCACAACCAAGAAGACAUGUAAAUCUUAAUCUUAUUCUAAUUUAUCAGUCCCCUCCAGCUAAACCACAACCAGCCUAAAAGCCUUAGCCAUAAAAGGAAAAAAAAUCAUUUUUAGACAACAUUUUUAGUUGAUA